AUGCCUCAACAAAAUAGGGUAUACCUCGGCCAACAUCACAAGAACAUACAGGUUCCAGAUUGCGGCUUCGUCGACCGGGCUCGACUUAGGCUCGUGGCUGACCGAAAGGCUCGUGGUUGCGGUCUGUCGGGGUGUUACAGCUCGGUUCUAAAGAGUUCGAUUUCUGGUCAUCGAGGACUCGUCUCAGCCGCACGAGGGUCGGGUUCGGGUCUGCCGUUGCCGGAAAUUGGAGUUCUUCAACCGCCAGAGCUCGUCGGGGCUCGCGAAGGUCGUUUCAGCCUCGAGUUAAGGGCUACUCCCACGUUCGAGGCCCGGUCUGCUGCUCUUGCCGGAAUAUCUGGUGGCUCUCGUUUCGAUAACAAACGGCCGCCCUUGGUUGUUCCUCUGUCAGGUCGCUCGUCAGCCUCGCAAGAAAUCACCUCAUCGUGA
Striga asiatica is the source of this 429-nucleotide messenger RNA. The record is from the annotation of a GenBank genome assembly. NCBI's taxonomy places the organism in Eukaryota, Viridiplantae, Streptophyta, Magnoliopsida, Lamiales, Orobanchaceae.